AAUGAAAUAACCUGAGAUAGCAGGUAUGCUAUCAUCAUGGACAUCGAUGACAUUCUCGCCGACAUUGACGCUCAGUCAGUUCCUCAAGACUCAGCUGAUCUCCAGCAGUUGACCCGACUGUGGGUAGCUGAGCGCUGCGCACCCGAAUUACUGCCAUACCCCACCGACCUCAUGGAGCGUAUCCUCGCCCGCAUCAGCCAGCAGAUUGAAAGCAUAGAACAAGCAACAGGCAACAUGGAUCCCAAAACAAAUUUCAAAUUGAUAGUACUCCAGACGGAACUCGAACGUUUUAAGUUCCUCGUGAGAUCUCUUCUGCGCAGCCGCAUCGCCAAACUCGACGCACAUCCGCUUCACUAUGCAACGCUCGAUAGAAAAGAGACGAUGCUGAGUCAGAAUGAAAGACAGUAUCUGCAGCAUCACCAAACACUUCUAUCUAAUCACUAUUCGACGAGCUUCCUAAGCAGCUUUCCACCAACAUUACAGAGGCUCGAUGACACGGCGGGAGGCAUCAGCAUGAUCGACAGACCCGAUGUUGACAAGGCAGUUUUUGUGAGGGUGCUUAAGAAUUGUGGGGAACUCAUUAUCCCAGGUACAGACGUCCGGGCCGAGCUCAGAAGGGGUGAUAUUUGGGUAGUACGCUGGAGUGCCGUGAGUGAGAAAGUUUUGGCAGGCGAUGCUGAGGUGAUAUGAAGCAACCUGCCACGGAAGCAACCCAAAAAAACUACACAUUUCCAAAGCCUGAUAUGUUACCACGUUCCAUGCUUCUCACAGGUCAUUGAGCGAGCAUAAAUCCAGCGAACGCAUACGCGAGCAGAUGUCCGAUCCUUUGUCUCUACGCGAAAAAGCAACAAGUUCGGCAGAGGUACGGAUUCGGGACACAUAAUAGUCACGGAGGCCCCCACAUCCAACGAAACUGUUGAUACUACCCGAGCGAACUUGCUUCAAUCUGUGCUAAAUCAUGCCAUUCUUCGAGAGCAUCAUAGCAUGAUCGUUGUGACUCUGAGGCAAUGAAUAUGGUCACACUUUGUUCUCCGACAGCAGUGAGUGCACGAUAAUGUUUGUUGGAAAGGUUAGGGAUCAUAAUAGACGAGACGACGGUGAAUUUCUUGCUUUCAAUGUCGUGAAUACAAGGUCAAAUUCACACAACAAUCCACAACACGUGAAACAGCAGGUGUCAAUUACAUCUUCGCAACGCAUGACUUAGGCUGAGAUUAACUUUUAAGUUCAGUAUGCCUCUAACAAACAUUGACAUAUGUUAAGGAGGAUGUGUACAAUUAUGGCUUGCUCGAUGGUGGAACCCAAGAUACCAGCAUUCUCUGAUUCAGGAACGAUUACGAAAAAUUCAGGCAAAGUGCGGUUAUCUUCACGAACCCAAGGUGCUUCUAUCAGAACCUAUGAGCACAAUGUACAAGCAAAAUUUAAGCAGCUUUCGUGAGGAACUCCCGAACAUAGCCUUCGUAAGUGGUCGCCUCGUACCCAGAGUACUUUUUCACGUUGGCCACACCUUCUUCAUGACGCCCGUUUGCAUAAUAUGCAUCGUUGCGAUCGCCAUUAUCAGCCUUCAGCAGGUAAUUAACAAUGAAC
Molecule: messenger RNA, 1584 nt
Organism: Verruconis gallopava
Lineage: Eukaryota; Fungi; Ascomycota; Dothideomycetes; Venturiales; Sympoventuriaceae
Exons: 1
Coding region: 37-690 (217 amino acids)
Biological process (GO): DNA-templated DNA replication; double-strand break repair via break-induced replication
Cellular component (GO): GINS complex
Source: RefSeq, a predicted model, not a curated record